Molecule: messenger RNA, 957 nt
Organism: Rhizophagus irregularis DAOM 181602=DAOM 197198
Lineage: Eukaryota; Fungi; Glomeromycota; Glomeromycetes; Glomerales; Glomeraceae
Source: RefSeq, a predicted model, not a curated record
AUAAUAAUAAUAAUAAAAAAAAAAUCAAAAUAAAAAGUAAAAUAAAAUAAUUUAAUUUUCGUUAAUACCGGUAUUAACGAUCAUACAUACUUUUAUACCUUUUAUACACACCUUUUUUCUCGUAUCAAAAAUGGGAGGAAAAGUUUCUUCAUAUAAAAAUAAAUCUUUUAACUGGACAAGACAACGAAAGAAACGUUCAGCUCUUUUCACAAGAUUUCUUAGUGUGCUUCUUUAUACAAAAAAUCAUGAUCUAAUUCCAAAUUCAAUACUUUUGGAUGAUAUUCCAUUUCCUACCAGUACAGAAAAUUGGACAGCCCGAGAAUAUAAUAUUUGGUCUUCAUUAUUAAACGUAUUAGAAAUUCGUUCUAAUUACGGUAAAAUAAACAAAGUUGAAUUAAAUGGAAAAAAUUAUAUUGAAUUGAAAUUUGUUAAUGAAAUUUAUGAUGGUGGAUUAAAUACUUUGAUCGAUUAUUUAAGAAAUGAUGAUUAUUAUUGGAAAAAAUCUCAAAAUGUUUUAGGAGAAAAUUUUCAAUCAAAUUUUAUUAUACCUAGAAGACCUUUAUCUCCUGUUUCUUUUUAUAGUGAUUAUUCUUUAGAUAUUUAUGAUAAUUUGGAUAUUCUUGAUGAUAUCAAUAAUGAUAUCAUUUCUUUUGAAAAAGUUGAUGAAUUAUUAAUUAGAUUUCAAUUACAAAAAGAUAAAUUUGGAAUGUUUAGUAAAGGGAAAAAUAAAUCUGUUAGUAAUAUUUGGAUUUGGAAAAAAUCAAAUAGAGAUAGUGGAAUUGGUGAAAUAUCGGUUAUAAAUUUUGAAAAUUAAAAAAAAAAACAAAAUUUUCGUUAUUAACCUUUUCACAAAUCUUUUUGAUUCUUUUAUAUCUUUAAUUGUAAUUAUAAUUUUUGUAUUUAGUAAAAAAAAAAAACAAUUUUUAUUUUUUUUUUGUAAAUUUUUAAUAAAUAAUA